AAGCAACUUCUCCCACAGCCAGUGAAUCUAACACACUAGCUAGUUAGCUAGCGUUAUUCGGACAUGCCAUGGUUGUAGCAGCGUAACAGCAGCAUAUGAAUGGGGUUGUGUUGGGCCUCUAGAACGCCUUGCGCCCCGGGGAACUAACGCGUACUAUUUUGUAAUUUUUAGUGAUUAUUUGGCUGCUAACAUAUUCAAAUCACCCUCUUGUCCCAGUUUUCCCUAGGGCUUUAAAGGUAGCCUACAAUCAUCUCCUCGACCGUAACAUAAUGCUAGCCAGAGAUUAGCUAGCUAGCCGCUAGCGGCUACGGAUAGUUGACCUAAAUGGGUUCGGUUAAGAACCCCCCCUUUUCAACAAAGUAUACAACGUGUGUGAUAGUUCGUUUAGAGUAAAACUUCUCAAAAUGGACCUUAAUUUUUACUCUGAGCUGUCCGAUGGUUGUGCUCAAAAUGUUGAUUCGGAGUUUUUGGACACCCAAGCAUAUGGCGGAUACUCCGAGGAAAACAAGUUUACAGAAGGCAGCGACAGUUAUCUCACCAUCAGUGGAGCGGGCCACCCUUUUUUGUCCGCCGAGCAAACAUUCCACACUCCCAGUCUCGGGGAUGAGGUUUUUGAGAUACCCCCUAUCUCCCUUGAUCCAGACCCAACUCUGAGCAUCAGUGAUGGAGUGUCCCACUAUGAGUUGACAGAUGGGUCGGACGGUACCGGGCGACCUUCGGGUUCCCGUAGCCUUGUUAGCAACCUGGUAGUGGAGGCCAAUGACCCUUCCUUUGCUUCCACCUUUGUGAACUCUGGGUCUCAAGGCCUUGAGCAGCUGAACCUUGGGGGCAUGGGCCAGGCUGGAGGGGGAGCCCUGCUCAGCUCCUCUGCUCUGGAACUGGGGAAUUCCAGUGGUUCACAUUUCAGCAGUUCUUCCCCCAUGACCAUUGAUGUCCAACUUGGUGACAUCAGUCAUGGACUUUUGGGAAGCAGCCAGUUGAGCACUAUUAACCCGUCUGAGCUGGCACUGGGUCUUGGGGGUGAUAACAUUGGGCAUCUCUCAGAGACGCAUGAGCAGCCGCUGUCAGCGACACCAUCGCCAGCGGGCUCCCUGCAGGAUGAGGACAUGGACGACUUCAAGAGAAGUGUGUUGGUAGACUCCCCCAUGUAUCUCUCCUCUUCCCUCUCCCACAUGUCCUCCCACCCAGCUCCCACAUCUUUAUUGUCUCCAGCUACGGCCAGGAGGGGUGGGGGGAAGCCAGCCACACUGGCCUCAGUGACUGGGGUGGUGGGCGCUAAGAAAGGACGAAAGAAGAAAGACCCAAAUGAGCCACAGAAGCCGGUUUCAGCGUAUGCGCUGUUUUUCAGAGACACCCAGGCAGCCAUUAAGGGCCAGAAUCCCAAUGCCUCUUUUGGGGAAGUGUCAAAAAUUGUGGCCUCCAUGUGGGACAGCUUGGCUGAGGAACAGAAACAGGUGUAUAAGAGAAAGACAGAAGUAGCCAAAAAGGAGUAUUUGAAAGCACUGGCAGCUUAUAGAGCCAACCAGCUCACACAGCCAGCCACUGAGGAGAUGGAGACUGCUCCAUCACCACCUCCAACGGUGGUCAGUCCCACACCCGCAGCCAUUCCCUUUGCUGGUCCCCAGGCCAUCCGCCCCGCAACCACCAACCUGGAGGAGAACACCAUCACAAACAUUUGCGCCUCCAACAUCAUCCUGGACGUCCCGGAGAGGGCCACGCGUUCCCGCACAGGGGCCAACAAAGUCUCUGCUCCAGCAGUUGCGGUACCUCCGGCCCAGACCAUCACCAAGAUCAUAAUCCCAAAGCACAUGUUGCAGGCGGGGGGCCACUUGGUGACUGUGUUGCCCGGAGGGGUCCGCACUUUGCAGCCCACCCUGGUAGUGUCGGGUGCCUCUCGUCAACCACCUCCGCUGCAACAGAUGCAGAACGCACCACCUCCACCGCGGCUCCAGCAAAUGGCGCCAGCACCUCCACCCUUACAGGCCAAGCCCCGCGAAGGAAGCACCACACUAGGUCUCCCUGUGUCCGUCACGGCUACACCUCCACCUCCGCUCCAGAUUAAAAUAGUUCCUGCGUCCUUGCAGGGCAAAGAGGCCCUGCCAAUUAUUGUCCCUAAUACAGUGGCUGUGUCGUCUACUGCGACUACAUCUGCUCAGUCUGCACCCAUCGUGUCGGUGCAGGUGGUGAAUUCUACAGACAUGUCAGGCAGUACAGACGAUGAUGAAGUUACAGAAGUGCUGCAUUCAGAAGAGGAAGAGAUGGAGGUGAACGGGUCCAGUGAUGCCGCGACAAUGAGGAGUGUGUGUGUGAGGACGGGCUGUAACAACCCAGCCGUAGAGAGUGACGACUGGGACAAAGAAUACUGCAGCAACGAAUGUGUGGCUACUCACUGCAGAGCGAUAUUCAGGGCGUGGUGCUCGAUCAGGAAUCAGACCAUGGUGAAAUAAAGAGCAGCUGCUACCAAUCCCAUCAACAGAAUACUUGUUUUUCCACUAUAAACGGGUGUUAAUAGUCGAAGGACCGAUGCAGAAGUGGUGCAACACAGAAAAAAGUCAAAAAUACAUUUCACCACAGUUCCCACUGUUUUGUACAUGUACAGUAGGUUUGACAGUUGCUGUUCAGGACAAUAAAUGAGUAGGAUUGCUAAAUAACACUAAAGUAGGACAGCAAUUCCGCGUUAGUAAUUUAGCAGACAGACUACUCUAUUAAAAGGUAAGGAUAAUAAUGUCGUGGUAUGUUUGAUUAUGUAUACAGCCCUUAGUCAGACAUCAAAGGACUUUAAGGCAGCUAGAGAAAAGAUCAGAACAAUAAAGUAUCAAAGUUGCUCAAGACUAUGGUAUUCUAUUAGAUUUUCUUUAUUUUUUACUAAAGCCCACACAGGUCAGUACUUGUUUACUGUAAAUUGUUGGAGUCAUUUUCUCAAAACGCUCUGACA
This is a messenger RNA of Etheostoma spectabile (orangethroat darter), 2935 nucleotides long. RefSeq names its product TOX high mobility group box family member 4 a (gene tox4a). Gene Ontology annotation, biological process: regulation of transcription by RNA polymerase II. NCBI's taxonomy places the organism in Eukaryota, Metazoa, Chordata, Actinopteri, Perciformes, Percidae. The transcript is spliced from 9 exons. The record is from RefSeq and is a predicted model, not a curated record. Gene Ontology annotation, cellular component: nucleus. Bases 405 to 2447 code for a protein of 680 amino acids. Gene Ontology annotation, molecular function: chromatin DNA binding.